AUGUCUAGAGCUGUCGGUAUUGACUUGGGAACAACUUAUUCGUGUGUUGCUCAUUUUGCUAAUGACAGGGUAGAGAUCAUUGCAAAUGACCAAGGUAAUAGGACCACACCAUCAUACGUGGCAUUCACAGACACUGAGAGAUUAAUUGGUGACGCCGCUAAAAAUCAAGCUGCUAUCAAUCCUCAUAAUACGGUUUUUGACGCAAAGCGGUUGAUUGGUCGUAAGUUUAAUGAUCCUGAAGUAACAACUGAUGCCAAGCACUUCCCUUUUAAAGUUAUAUCCAGGGAUGGUAAACCUGUAGUGCAAGUAGAAUAUAAGGGUGAAACGAAGACAUUUACGCCUGAAGAAAUUUCUUCUAUGGUCUUGAUCAAGAUGAAGGAAACUGCUGAAAACUACUUGGGAACUACAGUCAAUGAUGCUGUCGUAACUGUUCCUGCAUAUUUCAACGAUUCUCAAAGACAAGCCACUAAGGACGCUGGAACCAUUGCGGGUAUGAACGUUUUGCGUAUUAUUAAUGAGCCCACUGCAGCAGCAAUUGCUUACGGCCUGGAUAAGAAAGGGAGGGCUGAGCAUAACGUUCUGAUUUUUGAUUUAGGUGGUGGUACUUUUGAUGUCUCUUUACUAUCAAUCGAUGAGGGCGUCUUUGAGGUUAAAGCCACUGCAGGCGAUACUCAUUUAGGUGGUGAAGAUUUUGAUAAUAGGUUGGUGAAUCAUUUAGCCACUGAAUUUAAAAGGAAAACGAAAAAGGACAUUUCCAAUAAUCAAAGGUCAUUAAGAAGAUUGAGAACUGCGGCAGAAAGAGCCAAGAGAGCACUUUCUUCCUCGUCUCAAACCUCUAUCGAGAUUGAUUCAUUGUUUGAAGGUAUGGAUUUCUAUACUUCAUUAACAAGGGCAAGAUUUGAAGAACUAUGUGCUGAUUUGUUCAGAUCUACAUUGGACCCAGUCGAAAAAGUGCUUAAGGAUUCGAAGCUGGACAAAUCCCAAAUUGAUGAAAUUGUUUUAGUCGGUGGAUCUACCAGAAUUCCAAAGAUUCAAAAAUUAGUUUCUGACUUCUUCAAUGGCAAAGAACCUAACCGUUCUAUCAACCCAGAUGAGGCUGUCGCCUAUGGCGCGGCAGUUCAGGCGGCUAUUUUAACUGGUGAUCAAUCAACAAAGACACAGGAUUUGUUGUUAUUAGAUGUUGCACCAUUGUCCCUAGGAAUUGAAACUGCAGGCGGUAUAAUGACCAAGUUAAUUCCUAGAAACUCAACGAUUCCAACAAAGAAAUCGGAAACUUUUUCAACCUAUGCUGACAAUCAACCUGGUGUUUUGAUUCAAGUCUUCGAAGGUGAAAGAACAAGGACAAAGGAUAAUAACUUGUUGGGUAAAUUUGAAUUAAGCGGCAUCCCACCUGCCCCCAGAGGUGUGCCCCAAAUUGACGUCACCUUCGACAUCGAUGCUAAUGGUAUUCUUAAUGUGUCGGCUUUGGAAAAGGGUACUGGUAAGAGUAACAAGAUCACGAUCACCAACGAUAAGGGUAGACUAUCGAAGGAUGACAUUGAUAGGAUGGUUUCUGAAGCUGAAAAAUACAGGGCUGAUGACGAAAGGGAGGCAGAAAGAGUUCAGGCCAAGAAUCAGCUUGAAUCAUAUGCAUUCACCUUAAAAAAUGCCAUAAAUGAGGCAAGUUUCAGAGAAAAGGUGGGUGAGGAUGAUGCAAAGAAGUUAGAAACAGUUUCUCAAGAAACAAUUGACUGGCUAGAUGCCUCGCAAGCAGCCUCUACGGACGAAUAUAAGGAUAGACAAAAGGAGUUGGAAGGCAUUGCCAAUCCAAUAAUGACCAAGUUUUACGGUGCUGGUGCCGACGCGGGUCCUGGAGCGGCCGGUCCCGGUGGUUUCCCCGGAUCCAUGCCCAACUCAGGUGCUGCAGGGGGUGGACAAGAUUCUGGUCCAACAGUGGAAGAGGUUGAUUGA
This is a messenger RNA of Saccharomyces paradoxus, 1950 nucleotides long. RefSeq names its product Hsp70 family ATPase SSA3 (gene SSA3). The transcript has a single exon. The record is from RefSeq and is a predicted model, not a curated record. Gene Ontology annotation, cellular component: plasma membrane; cytoplasm; cytosol. NCBI's taxonomy places the organism in Eukaryota, Fungi, Ascomycota, Saccharomycetes, Saccharomycetales, Saccharomycetaceae. Gene Ontology annotation, molecular function: ATP binding; heat shock protein binding; misfolded protein binding. The coding region runs from base 1 to 1950 and encodes 649 amino acids. Gene Ontology annotation, biological process: cellular response to unfolded protein; vesicle-mediated transport; SRP-dependent cotranslational protein targeting to membrane, translocation.